Messenger RNA from Sphaerodactylus townsendi, 4343 nucleotides. RefSeq names its product extended synaptotagmin 2 (gene ESYT2). Gene Ontology annotation, molecular function: lipid binding. Gene Ontology annotation, biological process: lipid transport. The coding region runs from base 68 to 2746 and encodes 892 amino acids. The transcript has 25 exons. Lineage: Eukaryota; Metazoa; Chordata; Lepidosauria; Squamata; Sphaerodactylidae. The record is from RefSeq and is a predicted model, not a curated record.
UCCGCGCCCCUCCCUCCUCGGCUCGCGCCUCCGGAGCAGAAGGAGGAAGAGCGGCCGCCCCGAGACCAUGAGCGGCUCCGGGGCCCCCGCGGCCCCCGGGCUGAGUUCGAGCCCCGGGGAUGCCGAGCCGGAGCCGGCGGCGUCGAUCCUGAGCGUCGACCUGGCCGGGCUGUUGUCGCAGUUCGCGCGGAGCUUCGCGCUGAUUUUCCCGGUGUACGUGCUGGGCUACCUGGGGCUGAGCUUCAGCUGGGUCCUGGUCGCUUUGCUGUGCCUCUUCUGGGUGCGGAGGCACCGCGGGGGAAAGAGCUCCCGCCUCGGCCGGGCCCUCGCUCUCCUCGAGGACGAGGAGCGGGCCGUGCGGCUGGCCGUCUCCACCGGCGACCUGCCCGCAUGGGUUCACUUUCCAGACACGGAGAGAGCAGAAUGGUUGAAUAAGACUGUGAAACACAUGUGGCCUUUCAUCUGCCAGUUCAUUGAGAAACUUUUUCGUGAAACAAUAGAGCCGACGGUGAGAGGAGCCAACAACCAUCUGAGCACCUUCAGUUUCACAAAAAUUGAUAUAGGUAACCAGCCCCUUAGGAUUAAUGGCGUUAAAGUGUACACUGAGAAUGUGGACAAAAGGCAGAUCAUUUUGGAUCUUCAAAUCAGUUUUGUUGGUAAUUGUGAAAUCGACUUGGAAAUCAAGAGAUACUUUUGCAGAGCUGGUGUGAAGAGCAUACAGAUUCAUGGUACAAUGAGAAUUAUAAUGGAACCGCUUCUUGGAGAUAUGCCCUUAAUUGGAGCACUGUCUCUUUUUUUCCUUAGGAAGCCACUGUUAGAAAUUAACUGGACAGGACUGACCAAUAUUCUGGAUAUUCCAGGACUGAACGGCUUAUCAGACACGAUAAUCCUAGAUAUUAUAUCUAAUUACCUGGUGCUUCCAAAUCGGAUCACGGUUCCUCUUGUCAGCGAGCUGCAGAUUGCUCAGCUGCGGUUCCCCAUACCAAAGGGUGUACUACGAAUACACUUUCUUGAAGCUCAGGAUCUGGAGAGAAAAGAUACUUUCCUAAAGGGAACUAUAAAGGGAAAGUCUGAUCCUUAUGGAAUCAUUCGUGUUGGCAAUCAGAUUUUCCAAAGCAAAGUCAUCAAAGAAAAUCUCAAUCCAAAGUGGAAUGAAGUUUAUGAGGCUUUAGUGUACGAGCAUCCAGGACAGGAGUUAGAGAUCGAGCUAUUUGAUGAAGAUCCAGACAAGGAUGAUUUUCUAGGAAGCCUAAUGAUUGACCUAAUUGAGGUUGAAAAGGAGCGCUACUUGGAUGAGUGGUUCACAUUGGAUGAAGUCUCCAAAGGAAAACUGCACUUAAAACUCGAAUGGCUCACAUUGAUGCCUACUGUAGAGACGCUUGACCAGGUGCUAAAAAGCAUUCGAGCUGACAAAGACCAAGCCAACGAUGGGCUUUCGUCAGCAUUACUGAUUCUCUAUUUGGAUUCAGCAAGAAAUCUACCAAGUAUCUACGAGGGAAACUUUGGGUGUGGAUACUUAAAAGAGAGGAGAGCAUCGGGACUAGUCUUUUGUGAAAAUACUACCUCACUCUAUAGAGCACUAUUUAAUAAUCCGUUAGAUUAUAAUCCAGAUGCCAUGAAGAAGUCUGCUGUUCAGAAAGCCUUAAAGAACCGAAUUCCAAUUAAACUAUUAACAACUUCGAUGGCGAACUCGGAAAAGAAAGUUAACAGCAACCCCAACCCACUCGUCUCAUUGACCGUUGGACACAAGGAACAGAUAAGUAAGAUUCGGUACAAGACCAAUGAACCUGUCUGGGAAGAAAACUUCACUUUCUUUGUUCACAACCCGAGACAGCAAGAGCUAGAAGUCGAGGUCAAGGAUGAUCAGCACCAGUGCUCCUUGGGAAAUUUCAAGCUUCCUUUAAGGCAACUCCUGGCAAGCGAAGAUUUAACUAUGCAUCAGAGAUUUCAUCUUAGCAACUCUGGUCCAAACAGCACUAUAAGCAUGAAGAUUGCACUCAGGAUCCUUUCUCUUCAAAGACCAGACAGGCCUCCAGACCACCAACACUCGGCCCAAGUGAAGAGGCCUUCUGUUUCCAAAGAUGGAAGGAAAGGUUCUUUCAAGCCUCAGGUCCCUGCUUCUCCACCAGCUGACUUGAAUAAGCCUGCCUCCGCUGCUACGGCAACGGACACCGAAGAAAAGACUGAUGUGGUUGAAAAAAGCCAUCCUCCUAAUCCCAGUCCGUCGUGGCCAACAGAUCUCAGCAGGAGCUCCUCCGGUCUCCUGGCCUCCAAUCUGAGCUAUUCACCCAGCCAUCUCUCCAUCAAAGAGCCUACGCCAAGCAUAGCUUCGGACAUAUCACUACCCAUUGCUACUCAGGAGCUACGGCAGCGACUCAGACAACUUGAAAAUGGCACAACACUGGGACAGUCUCCGUUGGGGCAAAUUCAGUUAACAAUUCGUCACAGCUCACAAAGAAAUAAACUCAUAGUGGUGGUGCACUCAUGCAGAAAUCUAAUUGCUUUUUCGGAGGAAGGAUCAGACCCAUACGUCCGAAUGUAUUUAUUGCCUGACAAAAGGAGAUCAGGAAGAAGAAAAACAAAUGUUUUCAAGAAGAAUCUAAAUCCAUUAUUUGAUCAAAGGUAUCCUUUGACUGUUACCAUUACCUUUGAGGUGCAGAGGAGAACUCUCAGAUGUGCAGUAAAAGAACAGUGGGGAAGUCGGCCCAAAGAUAAAGCGGCUUGGUAUGGUUUUGAUACUACCUGAUGUGAAGAACUUCUUGCCAAAGGUUGCACCCAGUGGUAUGAUUUGAUCUGAAGACGUACAAAGUCCCUACGCUACCUUAGGAAGCUCUUGGAUGCCAGAAGAUCCUCUUUAGCAUACUUUUGCAAACCUUUAUAUAUUUUAUCUGCAUUGUUAACACAGAUGUAACAAUAUUAUUUUUAUAACUUUUAGUUAAUAGACACCCCCCACCCCUCGACAGUUUUAUAACACUCGGACGUUUUAUGUAGGUUUGUCAGCUUAAUUUUUGAACCUUUUUUCCCUCAUUUGUUACAGCUAUUUUAAUGUACAGGGGUUGAAAGUUGCAGAGUAACCGCUUCGUUUCCGCGUGGAACUUCUUUUAUGGCCCUUUUGUCCCUCUAACGAAGAAGAGAGAGAGAAGACAAUGCUCCUCCGCUUUGCCUCCUGUUUUGUAAUCUCCCUAAGGAAGUCUGCCGUGUAAACAGAAACUAUUUUUUUUAAUCCUUCCUCUCAGCGAUUUGAAUGCAAAAGUUGUACCAACAAAAGCAAACUAGAUAUUUUCUUCUAACUGCAUGCUAAAAAUUUAAAACGGGGCGGGGCGGGGCUUGGCAGUGAGAUGGUCUUAAUCUCACUAAUGUUAAUCGGUUUCUUUUUUUCUAAUUUAGGGGAAAUUAAUGAAAUGGUUAGCCCGUAUAUUUCUCGCCUUGAUGGCUUGCAAAAAGAGGAGAGUACAAAAAUAUUAACUUUUUAAUAUUUAUAUAGAAAUGUAUUCUUGGAAGUUCAGAUUAUUCAUCUAAGUCACACAUUCAGAUAGUAGUAUAAGGAAAUUGAACUGAAAUGUAUUUAUAAAUACUGUAUAAAAAGAUGGUCAUCGAGAUCCAGAAAUCACAGUAGGGAUCUGGGGUCUCCUAUGAUGCAAAAGUGAAACUGAUGUAAUGCAUUGUUUUGUUAUGCACUUUGACAGCCAUCAUUGCAUAUUAGAAUUUAUUUACCCAACCAAUACUACCAGAAAUUUGUCUAUGCAAAAGAAGGAUCAAGACGGAAUUCGUGAAUAUUAAAAAUUAGGACCUGUGAAACCACCCCAGUAAUCUAGCAAUUGCUGCGGUGUCAGUUUGCUACAGGUAUGGAACUGGGUCUUUGAAGCAAUCUUGCUGUUAAUCUCCUCUAAAUGCCAAAUUACGAGUUAAAAAAUUGGAGCUCAAAUUAUAGCAAGCUAGCUUUGUGCUGACUCUUUCCACACUUUGUUUCCAGUGCAUGCUUACAUUCGUACUCGUUUGGAGCAGUACCUCUUGUUCUUUUGGGAUCGACUCUAUUAAAAGCAGCUCACACUCCUUUAACCUCGCUUUCUGUAUUCUGCUGUAAGUGGCUGCCAGCACUGCAUCUCACAUGGAAUGCCACCAAUAAAGACUCUUUCUCUGGAGGCUAAGCAAAACAGACAAGUUUUUUAAAAAAACAAAUUGUGUUAAGCCGUCUUUUAAUCUGGAAUGCAUUACUCCUGAAUGUUGUUAAUGCAUUGUAGAAAGUGAGAGGGCCAUUUUAAAUCAAGUUUAUGUUCUGAUCAGUGUUGGGUAAUUUUUUCUCCGUAUCUGAUUUAAAGACUUGGGAAAUACAAGAAUGGUUU